AAAAUAAUUUAUUUUUGGAUCAAAAUACUUUUAUUUAGUAUUAAAAUUUUGGGAUUACUGGGAAAAGAUGAAUUGAAAUUAAAAUAUGUGAAUGUGGUAUUUCGUCAUGGUGAUCGCACUCCUGAUUAUUCUGAAACCUAUCCGACAGAUCUUAAUAUCAAAUCUAAGUUUUAUCCCCUAGGUUAUGGCGAAUUAACAAAUAGAGGAAAACUUCGUGAAUACGAGCUCGGCCAAUUGCUUCGUGAUAAAUAUAACGAUUUUCUAGGUGAAUUGUAUUUACAACAAUCAGUCUAUGCGCUAAGCACUGACUAUACGAGAACAAAAAUGUCUUUGCAACUCGUUCUCGCCUCUCUUUAUCCUCCUUCUGGUGUACAAAAAUGGCAUAAUAAACUUAAUUGGCAACCUAUUCCAUCGAUGUUUCUGACUUCCGAACAAGAUUGGCUUAUGGUUCCUGAAGAAUGUCUUGAGUAUAUACAACUUCGUAAAAAAAUUGAAAAGACGCCAGAAGUUGUAGGCAAGAUAAAGCAAUUUAAAGGACUUAUGCAAAAUCUCACUGAGUGGACUGGAAAACCAAUUUCCACUACAUACGAUAUCUAUAUGCUGUAUCACCUUUUCGUUGCUCAAUCCUUUUUAAAUUUGACACUUCCAAAUUGGACCAACACUGUAUUUCCAUAUGGCCAACUUUUCGACGCUAUUAAGCUCGAGUAUGAAAUUUUCAGUUACACAACAGAUAUGCGAAGAAUUAAUGGAGGUAAACUCUUAUAUAAAAUAGUCAAAGAAUUAAGAAAUGUUAAAAGUGGAAUUGCAGAUAAAAGACGUAAAAUAUCUCUGUACAGUGGGCACGAAACCAAUAUCGUUGCUCUACUACAAACAUUAGGAGUUUAUACACCACAUGUACCUGCUUAUUCUAGUGCUAUUAUAAUUGAAUUUUAUGAACAAAACUCUGAGUACUUCGUGAAAGUGUUAUAUUAUCGAGGUGUACCUGCAACACUUUUGACGCAACAAAUUCCAGGAUGUGAAAUACUUUGUCCAUUUAAUAAAUUUUUGGAUUUACUUAAAGAUGUAAUACCUUCACAAAAUGAAUUAAGGUGCGAUAAAAGUAAAACAAUUACAGGAAAUAAUAUAUCCGAUGUACUAUAA
Ceratosolen solmsi marchali is the source of this 1140-nucleotide messenger RNA. RefSeq names its product venom acid phosphatase Acph-1-like. Gene Ontology annotation, molecular function: phosphatase activity. The record is from RefSeq and is a predicted model, not a curated record. NCBI's taxonomy places the organism in Eukaryota, Metazoa, Arthropoda, Insecta, Hymenoptera, Agaonidae. The transcript is spliced from 6 exons. Gene Ontology annotation, biological process: dephosphorylation. The annotation marks the transcript as partial.